This is a messenger RNA of Aspergillus alliaceus, 1569 nucleotides long. Its product is annotated as SH3 domain protein. Gene Ontology annotation, molecular function: protein binding. Lineage: Eukaryota; Fungi; Ascomycota; Eurotiomycetes; Eurotiales; Aspergillaceae. Bases 1 to 1569 code for a protein of 522 amino acids. The record is from RefSeq and is a predicted model, not a curated record. The transcript is spliced from 4 exons.
AUGGCAACCUGCAUAUCUCUCAAGGGCUCGACGCAAUGUCCCGCCUGGAAUGGUUCCUCAAUAUCAACUAGCUCCAGUCUCUACACGGAUUUCCCAUUCAUGCAGAAUGUAACAAGCGUAAAGCAAUUUGACCAGGAGUUGAGCGAUUACGUCAAAGGACGCUACGUUACCCAGAAAUAUGUCAACUACUUGGGUUGCCAAAGUGCUAAUCUCACAGAUACUGAUGAAUUUUAUGCGCGCUACACUAUUAGCGCCAUAUGCAGCGGGCUUGUUCAAAGCUCGAAGAAAGAUUGCGAUCUAUCCGAUAAUGAGUCCAAACCGCUCUGUGCCGAUACCUGCGCAUUGAUGGCUACAAGCGAGGCAACUAUCUUACUUAACCCUGAUCUUUGCCCCAAAAGAUCUGGUAAUUAUAUGAGUCAAGUCCGUUCGGACUUUACCGUGUGCGCUCUUCCCGCAGAUUCAUUAACUGUGACCUGCAUCUCGGGAGCUGACAACGAGUCUACCGAAUGUGGAUAUGGGUCGAAUCUGGUCGGCUUGUGCGGAUUCUGCGGCGCAAGUUCACCUAAUUCUACUGAUUCUUGCUGCAUAAAUUCGAACGCCGCGACUCGAUGCAAAGACGUGACGAUCCCCACCUCAUCGGCCGUCCCGCCCAUUUUCACAUCGACAUCUAGUCCGACUGCAGGGGCGUCGUCCGGCCAUCUCUCGGGAGGCCAAAUUGCGGGGGCUGUGAUUGGAGCUGUGGCUGGAGUGGCCCUCUUAGCGGCACUAGCUGCGCUGGCUUUAAUAUGCUGGAGACGAAAGCGAAGGGCUCGAAAUGACAACGCUCUGAAUCAGCCAAACCCCCAAAGGAAGGGGUUCUCUCCAAUGCAACCUAGUCCCAACCAGCAAGGUUUUGCGCCAAUUCCGGGGGGACGAGUGGCCAGGAUGUCAGCCCUGCGUGAGGCCCCUAGCUAUUCACCUGGACGCUCUCGUAAUUCUGGGGCCCUCUUUGGUGCUGGGAAAUACAGCGAUUCCUCUAAUUCGGAUCAUUACGGGGCGAGUCCCGGGGCUAUGUCAAAGAAGAUACCCCCAACCGCAGGCAAACGUACUGCCUCGCUAUCUAGCGCAUCGGCUUUGGCUGGCGCAGGUAGUGAUGGGUCACCUCGCUCCGGCAUCGGUGGUCAAUACUCAUCCCCUGAGGGAGUAGCCAGUGGCCAGUCCGAGCAAAUGUCGUCAUUCCAUGAUUAUUACUCACAAGACGACAUUCAUCCUGGGGACAAGGUUGCCGUCCUUUGGGCGUAUCAACCACGAGCGGGUGACGAGUUUGGUCUGGAGCGAGGAGAGAUGCUGAAGGUAAUUGGAAUUUGGGAUGAUGGCUGGGCGACUGGUAUUCGAGUCCCAGAGAGUGCAGAGGACUAUGAUACCCGGCAUCGAGAACAACGCGACAGUGGUGUGUCAAAUGGCUCACACAGACCGAUUGCUUCUCCUUCGCCAACCGGAGAGAUAAAGGCAUUCCCCAUCGUCUGUGUGUGUCUACCUCAGCAUUGGAGAAAAAUUAUCGAUGGGGGACAGGGUGAUGAUGGCGUAUGA